AUGAGGAGCGAGCCCGUUCUCUUCACUUUCAGCCGCGCCAUGGAGGAGCUGGUGGGGGAGCUGCGUCUCUUCCUGGACCUCCUGGACCGGGAGUACCUCAGCGCAGGCAUCAGAGAGAAGAAGACCCAUCUGUCCAACAUCCUCAAGAGAGUCCUGGCCGACAAAGAGCCCUCCUUCAAAUCCGACCUCCACAACGGCCUCCCGGCGCCUCCCCAGAUGCCCCUCCCAGAGAUCCCCCACCCCUGGCUGCCUCCAAAUCAUGGUCCACCCCCUCUACCCAGCUCCUCGCUCCCAGAAGGUUACUACGAAGAAGCUGUCCCUCUGAGCCCCGGGAAGGCCCCUGAAUACAUCACAUCCAAUUACGAUUCUGAUGCCAUGAGCAGUUCUUACGAGUCGUACGAUGAAGAGGAGGAGGACGGUAAGGGUCAGAAGACACGUCACCAGUGGCCGUCAGAGGAGGCGUCCAUGCACCUGGUGAAAGACGCCCGCAUCUGUGCCUUCCUGCUGCGCAAGAAACGCUUCGGACAGUGGACCAAACUCCUGUGUGUGAUCAAAGAUAAUAAACUGCUGUGUUACAAGUCGUCUAAGGACCACGCCCCGCAGAUGGAGCUCACCUUAUCCGGCUGCAGCAUCACUCACAUUCCCAAAGACGGCAAAAAGAAGAAGCACGAACUCAAGAUUGUCCACCAGGGGGCAGACGCGCUGGUGCUGGCUGUUCAUAGCAAAGAGCAGGCGGAAGAAUGGCUGAAGGUGAUGAGAGAGGUCUGCGCCAACGGCCACGUGGAGGGAGACCCCACGAGAUCUGCCUCCCCCAUCUUUAAACCAGACUUAGAAAAGAAGGCCUCGUACGACAGGCCGAGCUCGGACGGAGAAGCUCCACACGAGAACGGGCUGGACUGCAAAGAACAAGGGAAGGGGAAGAAGAGCUCAAAGUCGGAGCAGAAGAGCGGGACAGUGGGACGUGGAGCUGGGAUGAAGAUCACAAAGAUCAUGGGUCUGGGGAAGAAGAAGCCGUCCACCGACGAGCAGACGUCCUCGGCUGAAGAGGACGUCCCCACGUGUGGAUACUUGAACGUUCUGUCCAAUAACCGGUGGCGUGAGCGCUGGUGCCGGCUGCGGGACAACCAGCUGCUGCUGCAUAAAGACCGGGACGACCUGAAGAGCCACAUGGCCUCUCUGCCUCUGAGGGGGUGUGAGGUGUCCCCCGGCCUGGACCACAAACACCCCUUCGCCUUCCGCCUGCUGCGCAACGCCCAGGAGGUGGCAGUGCUCGAGGCGUCCUCCUCUCAGGACAUGGGCCGCUGGUUGGGGGUCCUCCUGGCUGAGACCGGCUCCACCACGGACCCGGCCACGCUCCACUACGACUACAUCGAUGUGGAGACUACGGCUAACGUCAUCCAGCUAGCCAAGCAGUCCUUCUGCUUCACCAGUAAACGUGCGGUGUCUCCGGUGAACGGUUACUCCUGUCCCACGGGGAUGGCCCUGCACUACGACGACGUCCCCAUCAACGGAAUGCAGCAGAGCAGACGGGGUCCAGCCACGAACGGCGUGAGCUCCAAGCAGAAGUCGGACGCCAAGAACCAGAGCAAGAAGAAUGGUGUGAACGGUGUGAGCGCCACCAGCGGAGCCUCCACUCUGAGACGGAACAGCUCCAGCUCGGAGCAGUACAAGUACGGGAAGAACCGUGUGGAGGCCGACGCCAAACGCCUCCAGGCCAAAGAGGACGAACUGAUGAAGAGGAAGCAGGACAUCAGGAGCCACCUGAGCCAGCUGAAGAAGGAGCGGAAGGACCUGCGCGCCGCCCUGGAUGCUGCCACUGGUAAACGGUCGCAGUCGUCUCUGACCGAGCGGCUGAAGAAGGUGGAGGAGGAGUGUCGUCUGAAGGAGGAGGAGCGAGUGAACCUGGAGCUGGAGAUGACGGAGGUGAAGGAGAGUCUGAAGAAAGCCCUGAGCGGAGGAGUCACUCUGGGACUGACCAUCGAGCCCAAGACCUCCUCCUCAGCCCUGCAGUCUCCUGUAGCGGUGCGCCGUGCUCACAGCUCCACAGCGCCCUCUGCUGGUGAGUACCGGGACUGCGCCUCAGACAGUGGGCUCCUCCCGGUGAACAGCGCGUCUCUGCUGCGGAGACACGCGGCCCAGAAACCUGCGACCGCCAGAGGUCACGUGCUCCGCAAGGCCAAGAAUCCUAAAUCUCUGAAACAGCAGGGCUCGGAGCAGUACAAGUACGGGAAGAACCGUGUGGAGGCCGACGCCAAACGCCUCCAGGCCAAAGAGGACGAACUGAUGAAGAGGAAGCAGGACAUCAGGAGCCACCUGAGCCAGCUGAAGAAGGAGCGGAAGGACCUGCGCGCCGCCCUGGAUGCUGCCACUGGUAAACGGUCGCAGUCGUCUCUGACCGAGCGGCUGAAGAAGGUGGAGGAGGAGUGUCGUCUGAAGGAGGAGGAGCGAGUGAACCUGGAGCUGGAGAUGACGGAGGUGAAGGAGAGUCUGAAGAAAGCCCUGAGCGGAGGAGUCACUCUGGGACUGACCAUCGAGCCCAAGACCUCCUCCUCAGCCCUGCAGUCUCCUGUAGCAGUGCGCCGUGCUCACAGCUCCACAGCGCCCUCUGCUGGUGAGUCCCGGGACUGCGCCUCAGACAGUGGGCUCCUCCCGGUGAACAGCGCGUCUCUGCUGCGGAGACAUGCGGCCCAGAAACCUGCGACCGCCAGAGGUCACGUGCUCCGCAAGGCCAAGGAGUGGGAGGAGAAGAGCGGGACCUAA
This is a messenger RNA of Knipowitschia caucasica, 2760 nucleotides long. The record is from the annotation of a GenBank genome assembly. Lineage: Eukaryota; Metazoa; Chordata; Actinopteri; Gobiiformes; Gobiidae.